UUGGUGGUAAUUGCUGAAAUUACCAUCUUGCAAAACUUUUUUUGUUGUAAAAAUAUAUAUACAAAUACACAAGAAAAGUAAUAGGCUUUAGUUUUUCAUAACAUAGUGUAAAACAAAGUACACUUUUAGUUAGCUUUAAAGUUAGUUUUCAGUGUUAAAAGCAAUUAAUUUCAAGCUCUAGCUCUAGUUUUCUUACACUAGGCGUGACGACGAAAAAAAUCGACAUAAAAAAAAAACAAAUUUCUCUCGAAAUCCGCAUAAAAGUUUACACGCGACCGCAUCUAGUACGACCAUAAUACGACAAAUAUUUUGUACAACGUUUCAAAGUAGCUCCAAAUUAUUUAAAGUCAACAACUAACACAAAAAUAAAGGGCGGACUUGAAAGCUGCGGACAAAGGAAAGCUAGUAAACAGCAAAGCAAAAUAAACAGCCAUCCACAAUUAUACGCGCACACAUACAGACGCGAAUUCACCCACACAAUACCACAGCUAACACUCACGCACGCACACAUACUCUCACACCCACACAUAUACACGCACACAUACGCAGAGACGGAAGUGUUUGGAGUAACAACCAUGUACGCAGGCGCAUAUGCACCAAACGCUGGCGGCGUUCAGCAGCAGCACACGGGCGGCUAUUAUGGCAACGGAGGCGGCGGCGCAGCUGCUGGCGGCGGCAAUGGACCGCGCCACGAUCGUCCCUUCUAUCCGCGCAAUAACUUUGCCACAGCCGCUGGCAAUGCUGCGGCUCUGAAUGGUGCCGGCGGCGGUGCCGCUGCUGGCGGCAUGCACUUUGGCCAGCCCUACGGCGUGAUGACCUAUGGCAUCCAAAAUGGCAUUAGCAUGGGCGCCGGCGGCAAUCCGUAUCGCACCAGCGCCGCCGGCGGCGGCAAUGCCAUGCAGAAUGGCGCAUUCGCUAGCGCCAAUGGCAUCGCCUUCCAAGGUCCGCCGCGCACCAAGAAUCCAAGCUAUACGCAACGCUAUCAGAAGCCCCACAAUGGCCUGGGCAAUGGCGGCGGCUAUCAUGGCGGCGGCAGUGCCAAUUACAAUGCAGCCGCAUUGGGCAUGCUGUCGAAGGAGGAGCGCGCCGAAUUGCAACGCGAGAAGGCCAAGAAUCCGGGCCGCAAUCUGGAGAAGCCGCAAUGGGAGAAUUUGGCACCAUUUCAAAAGGACUUCUAUAUCAUGCAUCCUAAUACGAUGAAUCGCAGCGAGCAGGCGGUGGCCGAGAUGCGCCAUGAGCUGGAGAUAACCGUGUCGGGCAACGAGCUACCCCAUCCGGUGGCCAAUUUCGAGGAGAGCUCCCUUCCGCCGCACAUUAUUGAUGAAAUGAAGCGUCAAGGCUUCACAAAGCCAACGGCCAUCCAGGCCCAGGGCUGGCCCAUUGCCUUAAGUGGACGCGAUUUGGUUGGCAUUGCCCAAACCGGAUCCGGCAAAACGUUAGCCUACAUGCUGCCUGCCAUUGUGCACAUCAGCAACCAGCCGCCGUUGAUGCGAGGCGAGGGACCCAUUGCCUUGGUCUUGGCUCCCACACGUGAGCUGGCCCAGCAAAUUCAGUCGGUUGUGCGGGACUAUGGGCAUUUGUGCAAGCCCGAAAUUCGUCACACAUGCAUUUUCGGUGGCUCCUCCAAGGUGCCGCAGGCGCGUGACUUGGAGCGCGGCGUUGAGGUCAUCAUUGCGACGCCCGGACGUCUAAUUGAUUUCCUCGAGAAUCGCAAUACCAAUUUGCAGCGUUGCACAUAUCUGGUCCUGGAUGAGGCCGAUCGUAUGCUCGACAUGGGCUUCGAGCCCCAAAUACGCAAGAUCAUUGAACAGAUACGUCCGGAUCGUCAGGUUGUGAUGUGGUCGGCCACUUGGCCAAAGGAGGUGCAGGCCUUGGCCGGUGAUUUUCUCAAUGAUUACAUUCAAAUCAAUAUCGGCUCCAUGAAUCUGUCAGCCAAUCACAAUAUACGUCAGAUUGUCGAGAUUUGCAAUGAGAACGAGAAGCCGCAGCUCCUGGUUAGACUGCUCAAGGAGAUCACGUCGCCAUCCAAUAAUGGUGGAUCCAACAAAAUUAUCAUAUUUGUGGAAACUAAAAUCAAGGUGGAGGACAUAUUGCAGAUAAUUCGCAACGAGGGCUACGUAGCCACAUCGAUACAUGGAGACAAGUCGCAGAGUGAACGCGAUUCUGUGCUGAAGGAUUUCCGUAAUGGCAAGUCGAAUAUACUGAUUGCUACUGAUGUGGCAUCACGUGGCCUGGACGUUGAGGAUUUGCAGUAUGUGAUCAAUUAUGAUUAUCCCAAUUCGUCGGAGAAUUAUGUGCAUCGCAUUGGACGCACCGGACGGUGCCAGCAGCUGGGCACGGCGUACACAUUCUUUACGCCGGACAAUGCCAAGCAGGCCCGUGAGCUGAUCUCGGUGUUGGAGGAGGCCGGACAGACGCCCUCCCAGGAGCUGCUCGACUUGGCACGCGCCAUGCCCAACUCGGCCAACUAUCGCGGCAACAAGCGCUGGAACAGCAACGGCAACGGCGGCGGCGGCAGCAACACGGCCAAUGUCUAUCAGCAGCGCAGCAAUCCGCUCAACUAUCAGGCGGGCAACAACGGCGGCGGCGGCACCAACAAUGGCUACGCCAAUCGCACCGGCUAUCAGCCGCAAUAUGCCGCUGGCGGCAACAGUUAUCAGCCCAAUGGCAUCGCCGGCAAUGUUGGCAAUUGGAAUCGUGGAGGCGUUGGCACUGCCCUCAAUCAGCAGCCGGGUCUCGAUGGUGCCAAUCGCAACGGCAACGCCACAUAUCGUCCGCGCGCCCCCUUCAACAAUGGCGGACCGCGUGCCAUUAUGGGGCACAAUGGGGCUGGCGGAGCUGCCGGCGGAGCUGGUGGAGCGCACGUGAAUGCCGGCCAGCCGCAUUUGGGCCAGCAGGGCGGCGCAUUUAUGCAGCCCAAUUAUCGUAGCCGUGGACAAUUCGUGCCGCCAAAUGCAGCGGCCACUGGCACUGGAAUGCCGCGCUUCCAGCAGUACCCGAAACGUGACUACCAACAGCAGCAGCAGCAACAGCAGCCGCAACACUACCAACAGCAACAGCAGCAGGCCCAACAGCAACAGCAGCAGCAGCAGCAACAACAGAAGCCAAAACAACAUCCUGGCGCCGAUGACAAGACAUUCAAGGAGUAUGCACCCGCUGGUGUCACCACACCGAUGGUGCACUAUACGCCGGCCAAUUCACCACCAAUAGCCGCUGUGGCGGCUGCUGCGGCGGCCGCUGUUGCCAGUGGAGCUGGACGUGCACAGGUGGCGGCCGCACCGGGCGCCUACAUGUACGAUGCGUCCGGCGUGCUGACAACAGCCGCUGCGCCGGGCACCAAUCCCUAUGCCAGCCAGUUCAAUAUGCCGGCCACCUACUAUACGACACAGCAUCAUCAGUUUGCACCAGCCGUGGCUGGGCCUGGACCGGGCGCUGCCAUUGAGCAGGCUGGCCAGCAUUAAGGUGGUUCGCCCAUAAAUCCUGUCUUUUUCCAGAGUCCAAAAACUGCAAUACCCAAAUGUAAGAGAUGUAACCAAGCAAACAACGGCAAGAACUAGCAGAAGAGGUGGCAGAACCAGAAAGGAAGAGGAAGAAUUAACAACAGCAACAACAACAUACAACUACAGACAUACAGACACACACAAACACACACUGACAUACAGACUUAUACACACACACUUAUAUACGCGAUUUAAUAAAAAGUCAUAAUUAAGAAUGGACUCGAAACUUCGAGUCGUUCGAAUCACGUAUACAAAUUCGAUAUGCCUAUUUAUAUAUAUAUAACAUAUAUAUAUAUAUGUAUGAAACUCACUUUAAUUUUAUAAAGAGCAUGCAUAUGCAAUCUAGAGGAUAUGUCUAUUUGCUUGUGUCUGCUCAAAAAACAAAGAUAUAUAUGCGUACAUCAAAAUCGUACGAUUUAAUCGAUUCUAUGUUACAGCACUGCUGUUAACAGUCGAAGCGCUGUUAACUAACAGUGUAAAAGGCAACGGCCAGAACGUUGCUAAUGGACAGGGCAAGCAACUUUAAAAAUAAUAUUAACAAUAACAACAACAACAACAAGAACAACGCGGACUCAAAUGGCAACAAUUGACGAAUGAAACAUACGACAGAAUAUGAAUAGAAAA
Messenger RNA from Drosophila arizonae, 4124 nucleotides. RefSeq names its product DEAD-box helicase maheshvara (gene mahe). The record is from RefSeq and is a predicted model, not a curated record. NCBI's taxonomy places the organism in Eukaryota, Metazoa, Arthropoda, Insecta, Diptera, Drosophilidae. Gene Ontology annotation, molecular function: ATP binding; RNA helicase activity; nucleic acid binding.